Messenger RNA from Camarhynchus parvulus, 3640 nucleotides. It is a transcript of the gene SCYL1, whose product is annotated as SCY1 like pseudokinase 1. The transcript is spliced from 16 exons. Gene Ontology annotation, molecular function: ATP binding; protein kinase activity. Gene Ontology annotation, biological process: protein phosphorylation. NCBI's taxonomy places the organism in Eukaryota, Metazoa, Chordata, Aves, Passeriformes, Thraupidae. The coding region runs from base 1004 to 3640 and encodes 878 amino acids. The record is from RefSeq and is a predicted model, not a curated record.
GCUUUGGCCCCAAAUUCCCCACAUUUUGCCCCAGUUUCACACGGGGUGGGGCCAGAGAAGUUUUGGGGAGGUUUUUUGUUGUGUUUUUUUUUUAUUUUUCCCGUUUCGGGAGGUUUUUUCUUUUCCUGAGAAAACUUUUCCCCGUUUUCUCAGGUUUUGCUUUUUCUCCUCUGGACCCAAAAAGGCCGAAAAAAAAGCAAAAGGCGCCGGUGGUGGCACCCCCGGGACCCCCCCGGGGCGGGGUUCGACCCCCCCCGGCGCCGCUGCUGCUGGCCUGGGGCUCUAUCGCGACAGAGACCCCCUCAUAUCACAACAGAGACCCCCAUAUCACGACAGGGAGCCCCAUAUCGUGGUAGAGACCCCCCUAUUUCUCCUCCUUGACUUGGGCAUCUCACAAUCCAGAGAAAAGGGUGACCCGUGUAUUCAGACAGGGCUCUCAUAACGUGACAGGAGCCCCCAUAUUGCGAUAAGGACCCAUUAUCGUGAUGGGAGACCCCCCUGUUUGUCCACAUGGCUUUGGGUGACCCAUGGUACAGGGAGGGGGUGAUUCCAUGUCCUGACAGGGACCCCUUUUGGUAACAGGGCCCCUCAUAUCGUGACAGGGACUCCUUAUUGCGACAGGGAUCCCCCUGCUCCUCAUUUUCCCAGAGCCCCACACCGGUUGACCCACGGUUCCAGGACAGGGGGUGCCCCAUAUCACGACAGGGAUCGUCUAUCACGAUAAGAACCCACGCUCUGCAAGGGCUUUGUAUCCUGACAGGAUCCUGGAUCAUUCUGAAGAGUACUGAGACGGGACCCCCAUGUCGUGACAGUGCUCCUGUAUCGUGACAGAGCCCCUGUGCUGCUCUGAGGACCCAGGACCACGAGGGGCUGCUGUAUCGCUGUGAAUCACCAUUAUCGCGACAGGACCCCCCCUAUCGCGACAGGGACCCUCAGUGAUCAAUAAACUGCAGAGUCCUGACCGGCCUUGUGUCAUCAUUGGGGCUGGGGGAGGGUGACUCUGAUGCAUAUGACGUCAUUGCCAGUGCCCCCUGACGUCAUAGCAACGAGUGCUGGGCGCGGUGACGUCACCGCCGCUUCCUGCCGCGUGUCCUUUACAAGCCCCGCCCCUCCUGCCGGUUUUGGCUUCGCCCCUUUUUCGCCCCGCCCUUUCCUCGUUCCUGGCCCCUCAUUGGUUCCUUUAGGCCCCUCCCCAGCACCUUAUUGGCUCUGGCGUGCCCCGCCUUUCGCUCCUCCCAUUUUCCACUUCCACCCUCUCAUUGGCUCAUCCAGACCUCACCCUCGGCCUUUCAUUGGCUCACCGAGGCCCCGCCCCCGGGUCCGUCACCGGAUCCUCCCGCCCGGCGCCGCCGCCGCUUCCUCCGGGCCCGCUCCGGCCCCGGGACCCGCUCGGAGCCCCGGGAGCCGCCGGGAGCGCGGGCCCGGCCCCGCCAUGUGGCUCUUCUCCCGGGACCCGGUGCGGGACUUCCCCUUCGAGCUGGGCCCGCCCGAUGCGGAUCCCGAGGCGGAGCCGCUCCCGGACCCCGCGGCCCCGGCCCCGCUCUGGCGGCUGCUGCGGGGCCGCCGCAAGGCCGAUGGCGCUCCGGUGUCGGUGUUUGCCCACAGCCUGGGCCCGGGGGUGGAUCCCGGCGCCACCGCGCUGGCCCGGGCGGGGCUGAAGCGGCUCCGCAGCCUGCGGCACCCCAACAUCCUGGGCUACCUGGACAGCCUGGAGACGGAGCAGUGCCUGUACCUGGUGACAGAGGCCGUGACCCCCCUGCGGCGGCACCUGCGGCUGCACCCCCCGAGCGGGGACUCGGGCGAGCAGGAGGUGGCCUGGGGGCUGCAGCGGCUGCUGACGGCGCUGGCGUUCCUGGGGGUCUCGGGGCUCGUUCACCACGCGCUGGGACUCGACGCCGUCUUCGUGGACCCCGGGGGCGAGUGGAAGCUGGGGGGGCUCGAGAGGGUGGCGGCCACCAGCGAGGGGACCCCCACCCGCCCCCCCGGUGACCCCCCCCGGCCCCAGGACCCCCCCGAGCUCAGCGACCCCUCCCGAGGGAAGGGGGACCCCUGGGCAGGGGACAUGUGGCGCCUGGGCUGCCUCAUCUGGGAGGUCUUCAAUGGACCCCUCCCCCGGCCGGGGGCUCUGCGCAGCUUUGGCAAGCUGCCCCCCGGGCUCAUCCCGCCCUUCUCGGAGCUGGUGGCCGCGGAUCCGGGGGCCCGGCCGGGCCCGGGGCCGCUCCUGGAGCGGCUGCAGCGCCCUGGAGCCUUCCUGGCCUGUGCCCUGGUGCGCACCGGGCUCUUCCUCGAGCACUUCCAGGUCCGGGACCCCUCGGAGCGCCGGACGUUCCUGCAGGAGCUGCCGCCUCUCCUGGAGUCCCUGCCGGGGCCCUUCCGGAGGCACAAACUGCUCCCGAGGCUGCUCGAGGCCCUGGAGCUGGGCAGCGCCGAUGCCAGUGCCCUGCCCCCAGCUGCUGUGGCCAAGGUCCUGGACCCCCCCGAGUACCAGGAGCGAAUCGUCCCCGUCCUCGUCCGGCUCUUCUCGUCCCCUGAGCGGGGCCUGCGCCUGCGCCUGCUGCAGCUGCUCGAGGAGUACAUUGAGUUCCUGCCUGAGGCCACGGUGGAUUCCCAAAUUUUCCCCCACGUCGCCCACGGGUUCCUGGACUCCAACCCGGCCAUCCGUGAGCAGACGGUCAAGUCCAUGGUGCUGCUGGCACCCAAGCUGGGGGAGGGGCGCAGGGGGGGGGAGCUGCCCCGGCUGCUGCUGCGGGUGCAGGGGGGGGACGCGCUGGGACCCCUGCGCUGCAACGCCACGCUGUGCCUGGGGCGCCUGGCCCCCCACCUGCCCGCCCAGACCCGCCGGCGGGUUUUGGCCCCCGCCCUGGCCAGGGCCACCCGGGAUCCCUUCCCGCCCGCCCGGGCCGCGGCCGUUGCCGCCUUCGCCGCCACGCACGGCUGCUACUCCCCCCCCGAGGUGGCGGCGCGGGUGCUGCCCCCCCUGUGCGCCCUCACCGUGGACCCCCACCCCGGCGUUCGGCAGCAGGCGUUCCGGGCCAUUCGCAGCUUCCUGGAGCAGCUGGAGGCGGCGGCCGAGGCUGGGGGAGUCCAGGAGGGGGACACCCCCAGCGCAGCCGCCGUGCCGGGGGGGGGCGCGGGGGGGCUGGGGGCGGCCGUGUCCUGGGCUGUCACCGGUGUCACCUCCCUGACCGCCCGGCUGAUGGGGGGCGAGGGGGGGGCAGCCCCUGCACAGCCCCCCCCCACGCAGGGACCCCCGCAGACCCCGGCCGAGACCCCCGGGAACCCCCAAAAGAGCCCCCCAGCGAGGAGACCCCCCCCGAGGAGCCCCCCCUGGAAGAUGCCGAUGGGUGGGAUGAUGACUGGGGGAGUCUGGAGGACAUGGAGCUGCCUCGGAGCCCCCCCGCCAGCAGCCCGGAGGAAUUGGGGACCCCCCCGCAGCCCCCCACCCCCACAGAGCCUCCCCCCAGCGCCCCUCCCCCAGCCGGGGGGGGUGAUGAGGGUGAGGGGUGGUGGGGGGGGUGUCCCCUCAGGGCCCCCCCCGGGCCGGCGGCAGCGGGAGCAGCAGCGGCGCCGGGAGCUCGAGGCCAAGCGCCGGGCGGGUCCCCGGGGCCCCCAAAAACUGGGGGCUCGGAAACUCGACUGA